This is a messenger RNA of Naegleria lovaniensis, 672 nucleotides long. RefSeq lists its product as uncharacterized. Gene Ontology annotation, biological process: endoplasmic reticulum to Golgi vesicle-mediated transport; intracellular protein transport; Golgi organization. Gene Ontology annotation, cellular component: endoplasmic reticulum-Golgi intermediate compartment; COPII-coated ER to Golgi transport vesicle; endoplasmic reticulum. The coding region runs from base 1 to 672 and encodes 223 amino acids. The record is from RefSeq and is a predicted model, not a curated record. The transcript has a single exon. Lineage: Eukaryota; Heterolobosea; Eutetramitea; Acrasida; Naegleriidae.
AUGUUUCAACGCAUUCAAUCCUCUUCUGUACAAGCCACCAGUUGCAUUGGCUUGAUGAUAACCAUACUUUUCAUGAUGCAUCAUACAACACUUGCCAUUCAAACCGAGUUACAUUCAGGAAAAUCGGUAUGCUUUACUGAAGAUCUUCCAGCGAAUACUCCAGUAACGAUUACAUACAGUCCUCCUCCGACAGUAGCUUUGAGUACAUUGGUGGUACGGGAUCCUUUUGGAAGUGUCUUGCUAGAGGAACGAGAUUUUACUUCACAUCAACCUCAUAAAACUUACUUUACGACGAAAGGAGAUGUUUCUGGACAGUAUGAAUUGUGUAUCUUGCCCACUCAAUUCACCAAAGAUCAUGUCUACAAGCAACCAGUAUUUGCACAAAUUACCAUUGAUGCAGACAGGUAUCAUCUUGAAAAGGAUCAACCAACAACUAGAGAUCAAGUUGAAAAGUUGGAUGGAUUAUUGCAAGAUGUGAGAAAUAAGAUUGAUCGGAUCAGUAUGGAACAAUAUUAUUUCAAAGAACGAGAGGAAAGAUUUAGGCAUACGACAGAUUCCACUCACGAACGAUGUUGGUGGUUGGGUGUGUGCAAAUUCUCAUUACUUGUUGGAGUGACUUUUUGGCAAAUGACAAACCUUAGAUCAUUCUUUAAGAAGAAAAAGUUGAUUUAA